AUGGCUUUUUGUUUCUUUGCUUGUGAGAUAAAAGGCCUCCUUCUAUUUUCAUUUCCCCAAGGAAAAAUAGGUGAGUCGACACAGCAACUGGAAAAUAUUCGAGAGGAACUACGAGAGAGAGAUGGACAACUGAGUGAGAUGACACAGCAGUUGACAAAUGUCGAAGGGCAACUAGUAGAGAGAGAUAAUCAACUGAGAGAAAAAACGCAGCAGUUAACAAAUGUCCAAGGGCAACUACGAGAGAGAGAUGGACAACUGAUGGAGAGGACACAGCAGUUGGCAAAUGUCCGAGGGCAACUUGUAGAGAGUGAUGGACGACUGGCAGAGAUGAUUCAGGAGUAUACGAAUGUUGAAGAUCAACUGAGAGAAGGAAGAGAACAACUGCGACAGAUGACAGAGCAUUCGACAAAGGUGGAGGAGCAAUUACGAGAGAAAAAAGAACAAGUCAGGCAGUUGGCACAGCAGUUGAAACAUGUCCAACGGCAGUCACAAGACGUAGAUCGACAACUAAGAGAGAAUAAUAGACAGCUAAGGGAGAUGACAGAGCAAAUGGCAAAUGACCGACAGCAGAUACAGCAGCUGGAAAAUAUUCGAGAAAAGCGACGAGAGAGAGAAGGACAACUAAGGGAGAUGACCCAGCAGUUGAUAAUCAUACGAGAGCAGCUACAAGAAAAAGACGGAGAAGUUAAUUCCCUGGAGGGACGUUUGAGGGCAAAAGAACAAGAAAAAAACGAAUUGGAGAACACUCUGCUCACUGUUCAGCAAGCGUUAAGUGAAAGUUCACGCCAACAGAUGCCCGACUGGAUUAUUCAGCGUGAUCAAAUUCAGCUGACGGACAACGAACUUGGUAAAGGAGCUUGGGGAAGGGUUGUCGAAGGCAAGUAUUGUGGCUGUGCUGUCGCCGUAAAACAGAUGCAUCAUGUUCUGAGAUCUUCCCUCUAUCGCAGAGAACCAUUUGAGCGAGAGAUGAACAUUGCUUCAAGAUGCCGCCAUCCUUGCUUGUUGCAGUUCAUUGGAGCAACAAACGAUGAUGGAAGUCCUUUGUUUGUGACAGAACUCAUGGAAAAGAGUUUACGAAACUUGCUUGACGAGCGACCUCUUUCCAGCACUGAAGUAUCUGUUAUAUCUCUGGAUGUUGCUCGAGCAUUAAACUAUCUUCAUAAAAAAAAACCAUGCCCUAUUAUCCAUCGUGAUAUCAGCAGUGCCAAUGUGUUGUUAUGGCGACAUACUGACCAAUGGCGUGGUAAAGUGUCAGAUUAUGGAACGGCUAACUUUAUGCAGCAGUCCAUGUCAGUUGGUCCCGGUGCUAUAAUAUACAGUGCGCCUGAGGCAUUUACUGAGCAUCAAACUGUCAAGGUUGACGUGUACAGCUUUGGUGUUCUCCUCUGGGAGAUAUGUAUCAGGAGACAACCUAGUCGUGAAAGGCGCGAGAAACAAGUUGCCAUGGUGACCGACAGGGUGCUUCGAGUUCUCAUCCGUAGAUGUCUGCAAGAAGAUCCUGAAGCGAGACCCAGCAUGGAAGAGAUCUUAAGUGAACUUGAAAAAUUGAUUUAAGAAAGGCUUGAUUAACAAAUGGUAAACGCCACAAUGUACACUAUUUAGUUAUGGAUGCA
Molecule: messenger RNA, 1613 nt
Organism: Stylophora pistillata
Lineage: Eukaryota; Metazoa; Cnidaria; Anthozoa; Scleractinia; Pocilloporidae
Product: protein fem-1 homolog B-like
Biological process (GO): protein phosphorylation
Molecular function (GO): protein kinase activity; protein binding; ATP binding
Source: RefSeq, a predicted model, not a curated record